Messenger RNA from Meyerozyma guilliermondii ATCC 6260, 1080 nucleotides. Its product is annotated as tRNA 1-methyladenosine methyltransferase subunit. Bases 1 to 1080 code for a protein of 359 amino acids. The transcript has a single exon. The record is from RefSeq and is a predicted model, not a curated record. Lineage: Eukaryota; Fungi; Ascomycota; Pichiomycetes; Serinales; Debaryomycetaceae. Gene Ontology annotation, cellular component: nucleus; tRNA (m1A) methyltransferase complex. Gene Ontology annotation, biological process: tRNA methylation.
AUGUCGUUCUAUGCCUACAAAGACGUUAUAGAAGAAGGCGAUCUUGUUCUCGCCUUCAUAAGCAGAGGAAAUAUAAAACCCAUCAAUGUCACAAAAGGACAAACAUUAAAUACCCGAUAUGGACAAUACGACCAUGAUCGCAUGAUAGGCAUGAAGUAUGGAGAGCAGAUGGCAGGAGCCAAAGGUCAUGGAUUCAUACAUUUAUUACAUCCCACACCCGAAUUAUGGACUUUAUCGCUUCCACACCGUACGCAGAUUGUGUAUACACAUGACUCUUCGUAUAUUACUCAGAGAUUGGGUGUGACUAGUGGAACCAGAGUCAUCGAAGCUGGCACUGGAUCGGCCUCAUUUACCCAUUCUUUUGCGAGAACCGUGGGACUUGAGGGCCGGGUAUUCACAUACGAGUUUCAUGAACCUCGUUUCGUUGAAGCAAAGGCAGAAAUCGAGAGCCAUGGUCUCGAUAGUAAUACUUACAUUACCCAUCGAGACGUUUGUAAUGAUGGUUUUGAAGUGGAAAACAUACCGCCCAGGUUCAAUUCCGGCGAUGGAAUUGCUGGAGAUGUGGUGUUUCUCGAUUUACCUUCACCGUGGGAUGCAAUUCCUCAUUUGCCCAAAGUCAUUUCACAAAAGUCCCGCGUAGGAAUCUGCUGUUUCUCGCCGUGUAUGGAGCAAGUCACCAAGACAGUGGAAGCACUUAAGGAAAAUGGCUGGAUCAGUAUUGAGAUGGUGGAAGUUGCUGGGCGCAGAUGGGAAGCUCGUAAAGAGAUGGUGCGAGACAUUGACGAUGUGCUCAAACGAAUAAGAGAUAUUCAAGGCAGAAAAAACCAGGGCAUCGAAAAGAGAAGAGCCGCCAAGGUCCAGGACUCACGCAAAAGAGAAUUUUCCGAGGUGGAGUCGCCGCAAGAAUCGCCGGAACCUUCUUUUCAAAAUCUCACUCCAGGAUAUAAUCCGUUUGGCCGAGGCCAACGAGUCAAAGAAGGAGACGAUAAAUUUACAUGGAGAAACGUUACCAGGAUAGAAGUGGACGUCAAAAGUCAUACUUCAUAUCUUACAUUUGCCUAUAAAAUGCCUUCACCAUAG